CUUUACAGGUCUUUUAGUGGUAGGUAGAAUGAUUAGGGAAAGACUGUUUGGCAGCCUAUAUCACAGCAAAGGCAACAUGAUAGACUAUUGAUAAAUACUUAUCUGAGUGUGAAUGUGGUGGUAUGAAGGCGUGGGAAGACCAGCUGUCGCGGUCCAGUGAGAGCACCUAUUCUCCUACCAUCAUCUUCUCUUCACAGGUGCUAUUCCCCCCUUCACACUCACUCAUCACCUCUCUUCCAUCUCAUGUACACUAGGGAUACACCCAUGAUAUGUUCGUGCCAUCCCUCUCAUCUUCAUCAGUCCAAGUAAAUCAUCCAAAGCGAAGGAAGCUUGAGCAUCAUAAUCACCACUGCUUGGAUUAUCCCAUUCACCUUACCACCCAGUCCAAUGUAACUGUGGGGAACAGUCAUGUGGCAACUCAUUUCAUCAGCAGCCAACAUGCUAGACCUCAACGGUUCAAUCAUCGCUCAUCCCCAGAGAAUGGUGCCCCUGGAAACUGCCGCAUUUAUACUGUAGAAAUUCCUCAAUCAUCACAGCGGUGUGGUCAAAAGCGCAAGUGCGAGGAGUACGAGACGUGUGAUGCAAGGAGAGGGUGCGGGAGAGGAGGUGAUACGACCGGGAACACUCGGACGACCACAAACACGACGCAAGGGGUGGGAGGCACCAAGGUGGUGGGUGGUGCACCCACUGCCCAUCACCACAAUCAUCACCACCAACACCAUCAUUCCUCAAGUGGGGGUGAUGGAGACUACCAACUGGUGCAGCACGAGGUGCUGACUUCACACACCAAUAACCACUAUGAGGUCUUGGAAUUCCUUGGCCGUGGCACUUUUGGCCAGGUGGUCAAGUGCUGGAAGAAGGGUACAAAUGAGAUUGUUGCCAUCAAGAUUCUCAAGAAUCAUCCUUCCUAUGCCCGACAAGGCCAGAUUGAGGUUCAAAUCCUGCAGCGUCUUUCUCAAGAGAGUGCCGAUGAAUACAACUUUGUGCGAGCACAUGAGUGCUUCUCUCACAAAAACCAUACUUGUUUGGUUUUUGAAAUGUUGGAACAGAACCUCUAUGAUUUCCUCAAGCAGAACAAGUUCACUCCAUUGCCACUGAAAUGCAUCAGGCCUGUUCUUCAGCAGGUGCUUACAGCACUGCUCAAGUUGAAGCAAUUGGGCUUGAUACAUGCAGACCUCAAGCCAGAGAACAUCAUGCUUGUGAACCCACAACGAGAACCAUACAGAGUGAAAGUGAUUGAUUUUGGAAGUGCAUCUCAUGUGAGCAAGGCAGUAUGCAACACCUACUUGCAGUCCCGUUACUACAGGGCACCUGAAAUCAUCCUAGGUCUUCCUUUUGGGGAGUCAAUUGAUAUGUGGUCUCUUGGGUGUGUUGUGGCUGAGCUGUUCUUGGGCUGGCCACUCUAUCCUGGGAGCUCAGAAUACGACCAGAUCCGAUACAUUAGCCAAACUCAAGGCCUCCCACCUGAGCACAUGCUGAACAAUGCCUCAAAAACCAGGAGGUUCUUCUAUCGAGAUCUUGAAAGCUCUUAUCCAUUCUGGAGACUAAAGACUCCUGAGGAAUAUGAACUUGAGACAUCAAUCAAGAGCAAAGAGGCUCGCAAGUAUAUUUUCAACUGUCUUGAUGACAUUGGUCAAGUGAACUGUCCCACUGAUGUUGAGGGGGGAGAGUUGCUGGCUGAGAAAGCUGAUAGACGAGAAUUCAUCGAUCUCCUCAAAAGAAUGCUCACCAUGGAUCAGGAGAGACGAAUAUCACCAGCUGAGGGGUUGCAUCAUCCAUUUGUUGCCCUUGCACAUCUGGCUGAUUAUGCUCAUUGUACCAAUGUGAAGGCUUCUGUGCAGAUGAUGGAAGUUUGUAAGAGGGAAUACCGUGGUCCGAACCCCCUCUACAGUCAUUCUCAUCCUCCCCCACCUCCAUUAGUUGCAAAUUUCAUUCCCACUUCUGCUGGACCACCUGGAGUUGCUCUUGCCUUCAAUAAUACCCUUGCAAAUCAAGUACCUCAACAACAGUAUGUGCCUGUUUCCAUGGUGGAGCAGAAUGGAAGACAGAUGCUUCUGACUGAUCAUCACACUACGGCAGUAUUCCCUGUUGAAUUGGCUGCUGACAUGUACCCAGACUACCACAGACAGCGCAAUGCAGCUGCAGCAGCUGCUGCUGCUGCUGCCGCUGCUGCUGCUGCAGCAGCUGCUGCUAAUGAGAAUCAGCUGCUUAUCCAGUACCACAGUGUUCAUCAUCAGAACCCAAAGAGAUCUGGAGGGAGAAACAAUAUCAAUAGCAAUAACAAUAUCAGCCUUCUUGGGGCAUUCAGUGGUAAUGGAAACUUUCUGUAUCCCCCAAACGGACGUGCCAAGGAUUCGGCCAUGGUCCCACAUUUUAGUCCUGUUAAGAAGCGUGUGAAAGAAGGCACUCCACCAACAGCUGCUCCAGCAGGUUCGCAAAACAUGGUCACAUAUGGGAGGGAGGGACGAGGAGCACCUCAUGGAGGAAGCCCUCCAAGCCCACAUCCUCCUAUUGGGACAGUCCCAGCCACUGGAAGACACAACAGUAAACAACAGCCCCGUAGGCAGCAGCAGCCUCAAGCCACCAUUACCAUCCAAGAUACCCCCUCUCCAGCUGUCUCAGUCAUCACGAUAUCGGACAGCAGUGAUGAAGAGCCACAGAUUCAAGAGCCAAAUAUGCAACAAGGAAUGUCCAAAGAUGUUACUGGAAAGAAAGAGCAAGUGAAUUGUGAUUGCAGCAUGUGUUCAAGCCGAGCAGCUGAGUACCAGAGACAGGGUGGAAACUGUCCCAGUGUGAUGGCCCUCACACCUCAGGAUCCAAUGAUCUCUUGUGUCACUCUUCCUGACAGUGAUGAGGAUAAGCCCAACAUCAAAUGCGAACCAGAUGAGCUACAUUUCCUCCUUGGCAAUCCUUCAGUGCCGAAGUAUAACAUCCCACAGUAUAAUCCACAGCAUGCAGCAAGCCUGUCUCAGAAGAAAAGGAUCCUGGCUAAGGCACAAUCAGAUUGUUUAGUGAAAGCUGAAGUGUCAUCUUCUGGUGAUGGAGAUAUCAAUUAUAAGAUGAAUGUUCCUUAUCAAAAUUUCAAUCAUGGAAGAGAACAUGGAGACAUGAGGAAUAUUGACUUGAAUCAUGGAAGGGAACGGAACUUGGCAUGGGGCUCAAUUCGGAACGGAUACAUAUCAAGCAAUGAAAGGGACAUGUAUCCCUCUAUGCUCUUGGGAAAGGAGAUGUCAACUUCAUCUUUUCGAGGUUACGAUGUCAUUGGAGGACAUCCGCCAUUGGCUCAUGUGAAUCGCAAUGGAGCUGGGGGCAUGAAACCCUGGCCAGCCCAUCAGACAUAUGUGCCGCAUCACUCGGGCAUGUCACCCCGAAUGGUUGGUGGGGCUUCAGCCAGUGCUGCAACCAUUUCUCCUACGACAGCUGCUGCUGCAGCAGCGGCACUGUUCAAUCACACGUCAACUGGUCAUCAUGGGGCUGCACCUCUUUUGGUUGCCACAACUCUUCCUCUCUCUGCAGCCUACCUCACUCCUACCACACAUCCUGUUGUCUCUUUUUCUGGGGCUUUGCCACCACCAGCUCAUCACAAUGCAGGAGGGGGCAAUGGAGGUGGUCAGGGGAUGAGAUCACAGCAUCGCAUCCAGGUGACUGGACCGAUCACAUCUCAUGGUCAUACGCAGCCGCUGCCUGCACACUUGCAGCCGGCGUUUCACACAACGCCUGCUGGGCCCAGCCCUUAUGCAACGGCCACAUAUGCCAUCAAUCCUGCUAAGGCCCAAAUUUAUCACCUGUUUGUGACGGAGCACGAAAGCGAGCUGCGGCCGAAAAAACGUCCGCAGAUAUAUCAGCAUAAGGUUUCGUUCCUUCAACUGCGAACCUGCAAUCGCCAGUCGGAGCCGACAAGCCACACCGUCACGCGAUCCCAACGAAAUAAAAACCCAGCCACGAAAGAGAACCGCGAACUGGACACGUGGAAGGAGAGGCGGUGGAAUCAGAAAGGUCCUCCAACCAGACUCGGGGGCUCGGCUCGCCAAAGCCCCGACGACAAAGCCUGGGAAGGCACGGGGCAAAUUGGCAUGCGGGGAAGACCUACUGAAGACAGGAGGUUCUUCAGUGGGAAGGAGCUAAUCUCCAGAUGGAAACCAUUCAGCAGACGACACAAACGGCAGAUGGAAGCCAAAUGGCAUUACUUCAGACGGCCCCCCUUACUGCUGUCCAAGUCUCCGGUAACCCACAAGCUGUACAAGCUCAGUCAGCACAGAGAGCACUCACCUACUCAAUUGAACACAUCUAAGACCAUGUGGAGCACCAAAUCUAUAUUUCAAGUUGCCGGAGGUGGUCAGCUGAUGGUGCAAGGAUCGAGUCCUGGACAGGCAAUCCAAGUCUCUGGUGCUUUGCCUGCAGGUGUCCAGGUUAUACCCAUCCAGAGUUUGCAGGCUGCAACAGCUGGUGGAGGCGGAGGAGGCGGGGGUAUGGUUCUUGGAGGCCAGACCUUGUUAGCUGCUACGUCUCAAGAUGGACAGAUCGUUUAUCAGCCCAUCCAAUUGGACACCCAAGGCAACAUCAUCCAGCAGGCUGCUGCUGCUGCACAACCUACUGUCUUGAAUAUUGGAGGCAACCUCAUUCAGCUGGUGUCAGCUGCAACAAACUUGCCUACAACGAACCAGACUCAAGCAACAGUGACAACAGCAGCAGCAGCAACUGCGACUCAACUGACUGCCAGUUCUCAGCAGUCUCUGUCUGGCAACAAUAUUGUCAUGAUGAUUCCAGGAGUAGGAGGAGUGUCUCAACUGCAGCGCAUCCCCUUGCCUGGUCCAGAACUCCUUGAAGAAGAGCCUCUAUAUGUGAAUGCCAAGCAGUACCAUAGAAUCCUGAAGAGACGUCAGGCCAGAGCCAAACUGGAAGCUGAUGGAAAGAUUCCAAAAGAGAGAAGAAAAUACCUUCACGAGAGUCGACACAUGCACGCGAUGAAGCGUAUUCGGGGAGAGGGUGGCCGAUUCAACUCUGGAUCGGUGAAGGGCAUGCAUGGGCAUCACCUUGAGUUGCACGGUGAAGGGCAUCCGAUGGACUCUGUCCCAUCUUCCAAUGAAAGCAGCCAAAACUCAGAGCAGAAAUUCAGUGUCCAAAUCAAUGCCUCAGAUGGUCCAACACGGACUGGAGCAGCUCCUGCCCUCAUCCUGGGAGCAUCUGGCCAUGAUGGCCGAAAUGAACUCUCAGAUGUAUCGGAACUGGUAUCGUCUGCAAUGCGCCAGGCUGUAUCGGGCUCCUAAGACGUUCUCAAGUUGAGUGAUGUGAGAAUGUAACUGGAAGAUGUGUGAUGAUGGUUCUUUAAUCUGCCAAAGGUUGCCAGACUGGUCACUGUGUUUGUUGACCAAAAGUUUGUCCACAGGGUUUGACCUAAUUGUUCAGUUGGAGGAGAGAUGUGAAAAAUCCCAGAGCUCCCCUCUCUGUGAAUCACAAAGCCAAAGUAUGACUUCCUUCUCACUACUUCUCCAAUGAUGUACCCUUCAGGCCUGGGCAAUUUUUUUUAUUGAAGAAUCCACUCUGCCCCAAUCAUACAGAAUUUAUUUAUUUUGUUGUGAGGGACAAGAGGCACUGCAGUGUCCUUCACCAUCCUUGUCUUCCUAGUGCAUAAGGCUAAAAACAUCUGUUAGGAAUAUAUGACAUUCCAAGUGCAUGUCUUUGCUGUUUUCCUUUGCAAUGAGGUGCCUGUCCUGGACUUGAAAUGUGCAAACUUGCAUUUUGUUUUCUCAUGGAGUUCAAGUCCCAUCCUUGAAGAGCAAUGUGUAUUUCAUGAAAGCUUUUGACUGAUGAGACAUUUUGAAUUCCUCCUCCCUGUGUCAGUAUUGAGUACAAAGAGAAUGCUAGGGCAUUCACUUGCUUCAACUAAUUUUAUGGUCUUCUGUAGAGGCAUAUGACAUAACGUGUGAGGAAGUGGCAGCACCAGUUUCAGAAUUACAUUGGAAGCUAUUUUUUCAAGAG
Darwinula stevensoni is the source of this 5979-nucleotide messenger RNA. Lineage: Eukaryota; Metazoa; Arthropoda; Ostracoda; Podocopida; Darwinulidae. The record is from the annotation of a GenBank genome assembly.